GCGUGAGCUGAGUUGUCACUUGUCAUUUCGCCGUGAGUUUUUGGUGAAAUAACGUAUUGCAGGAAUAUGAGCCCGCUUAUAAAGUCGUGAAGAACGAAACGUCUUUCCUGUUAUUUUAGUUUUGUGAUGUAUUUAUUUUUAAUUAAUUUACGCUGUGUCAAUUUAUAUACAGUUUUUGAGCAUUGUUAAAUUAUAAAAGAGUUCCAUAAUAUUUCGGACUUGAAACGUCAUUAGGACCACUUGAAAAUUGUUGGUUUAAAGUGCUGACACCAUGGACCAGAGUGGUAUAACCCCAAAUACAUCAAAUCAACAGUUAGUUAAUGGCAGUGAUAAUGAUUCUGCGACAGCGUUGCUACAGGAGAAGCAAGCACGAAGAAGAGAAAAUCUAGGAGAUGUAUCAUUCAGAGAAUACAUGACUGUCGGAAUACUAUGUUUCGUUAAUCUCAUCAAUUAUAUGGAUAGAUUUACAAUAGCAGGCGUCCUUAGCGAUGUAAAAACCGAGUUCAACAUCGGCGACGACUGGGCGGGUCUGCUGCAAACCGUGUUUGUAAUCGCCUACAUGGUGUUCGCGCCGAUGUUCGGCUACCUAGGCGACAGGUACUCGCGGCGGAAGAUAAUGGCGGCUGGUGUCGCACUAUGGACUAUGACAACAUUUGCUGGUUCUUAUGUAACGAAUUACUAUUGGUUCGCGGUGUUCCGUGGGCUGGUGGGCAUCGGCGAGGCGUCGUACUCCACCAUCGCCCCCACCAUUAUCAGCGACCUCUUCGUCGGGAAUGUGCGCUCCAAGAUGCUGGCAUUCUUUUACUUCGCCAUUCCUGUUGGAAGUGGUUUCGGUUACAUAGUGGGGUCGGUGGCGGGCGCGAUCGCCGGCGACUGGCGCUGGGGGCUGCGUGUGACGCCGGUGCUGGGCGCCGCCGCCGUAGUGCUGGUGGCUUGCGUGAUGCAGGACCCGGAGCGGGGACAGGCUGAGGAGAGCACUAUGAAACCGACUUCAUAUGGUGAUGACCUACGAGCGCUUGUUAGGAAUCCGUCGUUCAUGUUGUCGACGCUGGCGUUCACGUGCGUGGCGUUUGUGACUGGCGCGCUGGCGUGGUGGGGCCCGCUCUUCAUAUUCCUCGGCCUCGACCUGCAGCCCGGCGUCAACAUCUCCAAGGAGAGCGUGUCGCUGAGGUUCGGCAUAGUGGGUAUGUUGGCGGGCGCGUGCGGCGUGCCGGCGGGCGCGGCGCUGGCGCAGCGGCUGCGCGCGCGCCUGCCGCACUGCGACCCGCUCGUGUGCGGCCUGGCGCUGCUCGCCUCCGCGCCGCUCGUCUACCUCGCGCUCGUCGCCGUCUCCUCGCCCGCGCUCACGACACCCACAUACAUACUAAUGUUCCUCGGAAUGUUCUCGCUCAACCUCACCUGGUCAAUCGUCGCCGACAUCGUCCUGUACAUUGUAAUACCUCCGCGUCGUUCGACGGCGGAAGCAUUCCAAAUCCUGAUAUCACAUAUGCUGGGGGAUGCCGGUAGUCCCUACUUAAUAGGAGUGAUAUCGGAGAGUUUGAAGCGGUCGCUGAGCGGCGGCGCGGCGGAGGCGGCCAGCCGCAGCCAGCAGUUCCGCGCGCUGCAGUACGCGCUCUUCCUCACCUGCUUCGUCGAGGUCGUCGGCGGCGUCUUCUUCCUCAUCACCACCAACUACAUCGUCAGGGACAAGCAGAAGGUCGACAGAGCUAUUGCAGUGUCAGCAAAAAUAGUAUAAUCCAAAGCAAAAAAUAGUGUAGGCGAAGCGGAAGUACACAGCAGCGAAGCUUCUCACAGUCAAACACAUGAAAAAAAUGUAUCCGGUGAAUAGUUUGUUUGUCAUUUGUAUCAGUCUAGUUAACGGUUGUAGUGUGGUGAACUUUCACUGUCGAAUAUGUUCCUGUCAAAUGGCUAUUGUGAAACCACUGUGGUGUUACAAUUGUAUAGUAAUUUGAUUGAAUGCAAUAGAAAGACUGAUCCGUAAUGCAUAGCAUGAUAGACAAUGAGUGUCCCGAGUGGAGUGGAGGCAGCGGAGUGAUAGUGUACAAUACAAAUUAAGAUUUCUCUGUAACAUGUAACUGUAACAGGUUAUAAAUGCCUACGUGCCUACUUAAAAUAAUUUAUUCAAAAUAUUAUAUAAGUUUGCAAUUUCAUUUGUCAUAAAUUAUUAAUUUCAUACAUUAAAAGCUGUUGUUUUAGAUUUUUUUUCUGGUAUAGUAUUCAAGUAUUAUUUUAGACAGUAGCUAUCAUAUAGUAAACACUACAGAUGGAAAUAUCGAGCGUGUAAGUUGGCACGUCGGUCGGAAUAGUAUUCUGGUUUUCAACGUGCCAACUAUAUGUUGGAUAAAAUAUAAUGCAAAUGUUAUUGCUAAGUACAGAAAGAUUAGAUUUUUUCCUUGUUAUCGCCCAUGUUGAACCUCAUGCACUUGUUGAUAAAUAAAUUUUAUAUUAGAUUUAUUUAUUUGUUAUCGAUUUUAAUUUCCAAUAAUUUCAUUUUUAUUAACA
This is a messenger RNA of Papilio polytes (common Mormon), 2502 nucleotides long. RefSeq names its product protein spinster (gene spin). Gene Ontology annotation, molecular function: transmembrane transporter activity. The record is from RefSeq and is a predicted model, not a curated record. The coding region runs from base 272 to 1735 and encodes 487 amino acids. Gene Ontology annotation, cellular component: membrane. NCBI's taxonomy places the organism in Eukaryota, Metazoa, Arthropoda, Insecta, Lepidoptera, Papilionidae. Gene Ontology annotation, biological process: transmembrane transport. The transcript has 10 exons.